CAUUAUCAGAUUCGGUAUUAAUAAUGAGAGCGUGAUGGGAGAUUACAUUUGGGGUUUGAUACGAGAAAGUCCAUACGAAAAUAGAAGAAGUACGAAAAAUAUUCGUUUUUAAACUUUGUUUAUCAAUUCUUUUACAUUUCUAGUUUAUCAUUGAUUAUUAUUUUUGAAUAAAUGUGACUUAAGCGUAGAACUGAAGUUCGCUUGAUUGUUAUUUCCAAUAAAUGUUUGAGAAAAUCGGUGAUUUUUCUUAAAAUUGUAAAUAUCCUUCUGGUUUCUACAGAAACAAACUUUAUUAUUACUGACAUAGAAGAAAUCAAAAUUUGACAUCUACGACCCAGACUCAAAAUUGGUGUUAACCGGUGUUAUGCAUCGAUGUAUUGUGCACAAAUUGCACUGAUUUUGGGAAAUACUGUCUUUGUUCUUUUCGAUGAGAUUAACACUUUAAGACGUAUUGAUAACAAAUAAAGAAACAAAAGUUUACCGAAGGUUUGAAUCGAAACUUCUCACCGGGAACCCCGCUUCUUCUUUUACAAGUUAAUUCCAAGAUUUUGCAUAAUAACAGCAUUAUAUGUACCAAUCAGUUAAUAGUCAUGACAUACCCGUAAGGAAAAAUAUUGUCGUCGUCAUGAUUAAAAUAAUCCCUCCUUGCAAACAUCGUGAAUGUUUUUUUCAGUAUACUAAAUUACUUUUUUACCAUGUUUUCCUGCAUACUCUGGAAACUCAACUGUCUUUUCCUUGAAGAUAAAAAUUGUCGCAAAAAUAUUUUGUUAUCCAACGUGACGCGUUUAAUGUGCAAAAUAUUGAUCUACUAAUCCGGAAUCAGUUCCAUAACGUCUUCUGUUUAGUCCGUGGCAGUGGUUGACAGGUUGAUAAAAAAAGAAAAAAAAACAGAUCAUACGAAUCUGUGACGUUGACAAACUAGCCUGUGAAUUAACGGAUUGAAAAAAAAAAUCUCAGCUUACACCGAUGUCCAGAUAUCGAUAAAUUUCGUUGAUUAUGUACCUACCAGUCGUAGUUUAUUAAUUUUUUUCGUUUUACGUUCACUGUCAUUUCUGCCCGUCAGGUUGACUUACAAUAAUACCACAUGUACACGACCAGCUAGUAUUUCAUACGUGUAUCACGAAGAUAGCAGGCCUGUGCAUCAACGACGGAGUUCUUGGUGCUCGAGCCACGUGGCUGAUGAUAAAAUUUACGAGCCUGAAGACCUAAACGGUGGAUUUUAACUUUGUUUGUAGAUACAACAACACUGCAGCGUAUUCCUCACUCACUGUAAACGCGUCCUGAAUACUUUUACACUGUUUGGCCUUUAUCAAGCACUUGACGCAAGCAUCUAUUUCAUGGACGACUCAUUGUGCCGAAGAAAACGAACGAAUUCUGCCCAUUUCCAUGUCCAUGCAACGUCAAUGGCGAUUCAUUACGUUCAUCAGCGAAGAUUCGUGCACUGUUUGUCUGAUUAACUAUAGGGAGAGAGACUUGUUCUUAAUUAAGGCGACCGGGUUUCCGCGCACUUGAACGACUUAAUCCGUUUAUACGGUCGAUUCAAUCAAUUCUUUGCCACUGUCUGCGGUACUCGGUUCAUCAGAGAUUAGUCUCAUCGCAAAGCGUUGUAACUCACGCGUACUAUAGAUUGCAUCAAAAAUAAAACGAUCAUAAUUGUUAAUCUAAAAAUCACAUUAUCUACAUGUCAGCUGCACACUCUGUGAACAUGAAAGCGAGAUAAAGAUUAUGUAUGAGAUUUGAACGGUGGGGGAAGAUGUAAUCAGUCGUAUUUAUCAUAGAUGCUUAAGUUCCGUAGAACCGACAGUUCGAUGGCAUGCGUUAACAGGAUGCCAUUGUUCCGAAUUACUUAGUUUUAGACUUAUAGAUACAUACAUAUACAUACUGCAAAUUUAUUAUUUACCAUUCGUAUUCCGAAACUACAUAAAAAUUUAUCAUUUUACUUUUAUGGUGAUAAUUUGUUUUUCUUCCCUUUUCACCGUUACUUCUUGUUAAUUUCACCUGUUUCGUUCAAUUCACACGCCUCGUUAUGGAUUUUCGUGCUUUCGUUUGGAGUGUAUUCUUCACCCUCGUUACGUCCGGUGUUUUUGCGGCAGCUGCGGUUGAUUUCUCGGAUUACGACGAUGCUCGGAGUGUAAUUCGCGACGGGUUCCAGGCCUUCACCGACUACGCAGACACGACCGAGGUAACGACGUCCGAAAAUUGUACGGAGAGAUCGUUCUAUGACUUUCCGACCGACUUGUUCACGAGAGCACAGCGGGAACAGGGAGCUGCCGCACUCCAUUUUUUUGCCGGCGUAUACGCAUUUUUCAUGGUCGCCCUUGUCUGCAACGAUUACUUCUUGCCGUCCGUUGAUUGCAUUUGCACGGAUUUGAAGAUCAGCCGGGAUGUGGCAGCCGCCACUUUCAUGGCUACUGCGACAUGCACACCCGAACUCUUCGUAAAUCUGAUUGGAACUUUCCUUACCGAAUCUGACCUUGGAAUUGGGGCCGUAGUCGGAUCCGGUGUAUUCAACACUUUCGGGGUUGCUGCUUGUGGCGGCUUGGCCGCAGUUGGGGGUAUUCAAAUGGAAUGGUGGCCGCUAUCUCGAGACUGCAUCAUCUAUUCGCUGUCCAUCGCACUGUUAGCAACAAUGAUGUGGGACGGUAUCAUUACAUGGCGUGAAGCUACCUUACUGAUGGUCCUGUACUUCGUUUACUUCAUCAUUCUCUUUUGCGACAAGGCGACCUCGCGUUGGGCUAAUCAAUGCAUCGAAAAGAUUACGAAGAAGAACAAGACUCUCGCAGAAACGCCCGCCAAGGAUAUUCCGGAGAAAAAUGAGACCUUCGGUACUUAUCGGCCGUAUUUUCACGGCGAGUUGGUCAUCGAAUACAGACACAGUCUGUCCGUAAGAACGUCGAUGGCUAAGCCACCGACCAACGGAAUUUCGAUCAAAGUAAUCGAGGCCGCUGAGCCGGUCGAGGAGUAUGUGGAACCAGGCACACCGUUCACCAUUCCGAAAAGAUCACUGCCCGGAAAGAUGUGGUGGUUCUUUCUGUGGCCGCUCCGUUUGCUGCUAUUCGUCACCGUUCCGGACUGCAGAUAUAAAAGAGUGAGAAAAUUUUACCCACUCACGUUUUUCAUGUGCAUAUUCUGGAUCGCGGUGACGUCGUACAUCGUUUCUUGGAUGAUAACGGUGGUAGGCGACACGAUAGGAAUCGCGGACGCUGUUAUGGGACUCACGUUUUUGGCCGGUGGAGGAAGUUUGCCGGAAGCGGUGUCCAGUGUGAUAAUGGCCAGACAAGGCGACGGUGCGAUGGGCCUGAGCAACUCGAUCGGAGCAAACACUCUCGACAUUCUUCUUUGUCUGGGUCUGCCGUGGCUGAUAAAGACCACGGUACUGGGAACGAACAUUGAAAUAAUAUCUGCGACGCUUAAUUACAGUUUUCUCACCCUGAUGGUGACCGUGGUAUUGCUUUACGGCGUUAUUGCGGCGAGUGGUUAUCGGCUGAACAAGAAGGUCGGGGUCGGUUGCGCCGUCAUGUACAUCGCAUUUUUGGUCUACGCGGUUCUCCUCGAGUCCAACGUCUUCUUCUUCGUCAACUGGCCAAUGUGUGACGCGACAGAUUGAAAUUUCAGCCGAGACACGCGUGUACAGCGGUGACAAAUCUGUGAAGGAAAAACUACGACCACUCCAGCUGUAGUGAUUUGUCUUUACAGCGUUCCCCGAUCCCACCACGAGCUUGAAACUCGCUCCUCUUUUGCCGUGUGGCUCUAAGUCGAGGAACCCGAAAAGGGCUGGAAUCGUUCUGCAGGUAUCCAGUGCUGGAAGGUCGGUCAAAUCCUGCGGUCCGCAAUGGUUGAGAAACGAACUUGGCAGACCAAGUUCUCUUAUCCUUUAUGUUAUCUCGUACCUCGUUACAUUUGUCACCUGAUCCCCCUGGUCCAUUCGGUCACGUUUCAGCUGUCAUUUAAUCCUUAUCCACGAAUUUCCUUCGACUCUGCGCUGCCUUCUAGUCUACGUCUCUAAUUGCCCUUCUCUGUAAUUCCGAGGUAAUGCACUUCGAUCAGCCGUGCUUUUCACUGAUCGUGUAUCUCACGCGUAUGGCAGCGGUGUACGUUUCAUAUAUUUAAGAAUAAAACGUCUCCCUACAUUUUUAUUUCGUAAUGUUUUAAGAAUGGUCAUAAAAUUCAAAAUAAUUAUGAUAAUAAUGAUAUCAAUCUAAAAUGACGCGGAAAUAAUCUUAACUGAUAAAUACUCUAUGAAAAAUUUAAGAAUAGGAAUAAAAGUUAUACGAUCAACCGCCGUGUGUAUGUGUAGAACAAUUGUGAGACAGUAAUUUAUUUUUAUACAUUGUGAUGAAAAAUGUGCUUUCACAAUAUUGUGCAGGACAAGUCGAUUCAAUGUUUCGAGUAAGCAUUGUGAUGUAUGUAGCUAAUAUUAAUUAAUAUCAAUGCGGUAAGAAUAUAGAAUAAGUCUGUAUAUAAGGAAUUGUUUCGUCGGACAAAUAUAUCACUCUUCGGGUGUACUGUGAAGAUGAAGGAGACUCGAUUUUAAUUCACAAGACAACUAGUACCUAUGCCUCGUUUGUCCGUUUGAAAAAAAUUCUAAAGCUUACUUUCAACC
This is a messenger RNA of Neodiprion fabricii, 4603 nucleotides long. Its product is annotated as sodium/potassium/calcium exchanger 4-like. The coding region runs from base 2027 to 3607 and encodes 526 amino acids. The transcript is spliced from 6 exons. The record is from RefSeq and is a predicted model, not a curated record. Gene Ontology annotation, cellular component: membrane. Gene Ontology annotation, molecular function: calcium, potassium:sodium antiporter activity; calcium channel activity. Lineage: Eukaryota; Metazoa; Arthropoda; Insecta; Hymenoptera; Diprionidae. Gene Ontology annotation, biological process: intracellular calcium ion homeostasis; calcium ion transmembrane transport.